AUGGGUCCCUUGCCUCCAACAGUUCAAGGCCCUAGAUACCUCACUGGUGAUGUGCAGUACAUGAAUGAUGUGGACCCACCGGACCCCAUUACAUAUACGCAGAAGGAUUGGAAGUGGUUCGAACUUCCAUACAACGGCCGUGUACUUAAAUACACUGUCGCUAUCUCAGGUCGUCAGCCCGCUACCGGCUACCCAAUGUUCAUUGGCUUAUGCGGUGGAGGGACUGACAACGACCCUCCUGGACUCAGAAAUACUGGAUCUUGGAUCGAUGCAUCGACCAGAUAUUUCAGCAUACCAGUGCAAGAUCAGACGAAGGCUGGAGGAGUCUUUACGACCGAAGGAGCCGUCCUGGUUGUGCCCCGUGGGGUGUCCGAAUUAAACAACACGGACAGCUACUUUCUACAUUCCGAACCAGAGUCGUACGUUCUUAUCGAGGCACUUAUUGCAGACCUACUUCAGAAGCAACCUCAACCUGUCUUUGACAAUGCCCAGAAAACUUCAACACAGUUUAACGACGCGGCCCCAUCCCUGAUAGAUCCGGAUCGUGUGUUUCUCACCGGAUACUCUGCAGGGGGCAAUGGCGUCUUUCAACUGUCUCAACGUAUAUUGGAGCGCUUCGCGGCAGUGAACGCCGGUGCUGGCCACCCAGAAGGCACCAACUUCAAGAAUCUUGCGAACCUUCCCAUAAGCCUCCAAGUUGGUGAGUUAGAUAACUACCAGGACGGAAAUAGGGUUUCGCAUAGCCGGUCCCAAGUGUACGUCAAGGCGAGCUUCGACAUGGAUACACUUCAAAACAAUGGCGUCUACUACAUCCACAAGUGCGAUGUUGUCCAGGGUCAAAAGCAUGAGGGCCCCUGGGAUCAACCCCCGCCCGUAGGAAACUCGGACGCACCGCAGAGUGUACUAUCUGACUUGCACGACUGGUACGCGGACUCAACCCAUACCACAGUAAAGGCCAGAGCCGUCACGUCCCUCAAUAUCAAUCCGUUCCGCUGGUUCAUGAACCCUAACAAUGUAACUGGCUUUAAACGCACCACGGAUCCCAACUGGGUCGUCUGGGACCUUGGAACCCGCCCGCCCAAGCCCGAUGGUGUGGACAAGGCGCUACAACUCAGCAAGCCUGGCUGGCAACCCAAACGCUUCUCGUACUGGCUCUACCUACGCGACGCAAACGCAGACGAAGUGACUAUCGAGGCAGAAUACUCUCGCGGGCCAACAAGCAACUGGAUCGACUUCAAGACGCCGCAACCCUACGUCGUCAUCCUGCUGCGAGAGGACAUGGUCGACUACACAAAAAAGGUCGACGUGCACGUCGGUGGUCAGCCUACAGGCGUGUCAUUCACGUUAACGGCCAACCAGACUAUCCGUGCCGAAACAUUGGCGGCGAGGAAUGAUCCGCAUCUUGUGUACUCGGCCGCGGUGUACCUAGACCAGAACCCGAAUAAGACUUGGGUGCCCCGCUUGGCGACGUCUUUGGCAACGAUUGAUGUGGCGUAUACGCCUGCUGCUGAACUCUAG
Messenger RNA from Bacidia gigantensis, 1518 nucleotides. RefSeq lists its product as uncharacterized. The coding region runs from base 1 to 1518 and encodes 505 amino acids. The record is from RefSeq and is a predicted model, not a curated record. The transcript has a single exon. Lineage: Eukaryota; Fungi; Ascomycota; Lecanoromycetes; Lecanorales; Ramalinaceae.